AUGGAUUCACCAAAUCACGAAACUCUCAAACCUACGUCAGAAGAGCUCUAUCCGAUUGCUUUAUUAAUGGAUGAGCUUAGGCAUGAUGACGUUGCCAGCAGAGUGCAGGCUAUGAAACGGUUGGACACGAUUGCCAUUGCAUUAGGACAGGAGAGGACUCGCAAAGAAUUGAUUCCCUUCCUGGAUGACGUUAUUCCGGAAGAUGAGGAUGAAGUGAUUGCCGUUGCUGCGGAAGAGUUGGGAAAGUUUGUACCAUAUGUCGGUGGCCGCGAACACGCCAUUAUACUAAUGCCUGUCCUCGAAAAAAUCGCUGCGUGUGAGGAGCCAAUAGUUAGAGAUAAAGCAGUUGACUCCCUGAAUGCUAUUAGUGAGGAAUUAGAUGAAACUCAGAUAUUACAGGAGUUCAUCCCAUUGAUUCAAAGGCUAGCGAAGGAAAGAUGGUUCUCGUUACAUAUUGCAGCAACUGGUCUAUUCAAAAGUGUUGUUGUCAGAGUUCCUUCGGAAACUAGACUAGAAUUGCUAAACCUUUACCACGAGCUGAUUCAGGACGAUUCUCCUAUGGUGAGGAAAGCCGCAGCAACGCAUUUGCCUAAACUGAUUGAUAUUUUGGCAGAACAUUUCAAGACGCCAGAAAACAUCAAUGAGUUUCAUUGGGACCUUGUCACUUCCAUGUAUGAAUCUCUGGUGAACGACAAUCAAGAUUCUGUGAAAUUUUUAUCUGUUGAUGUGUUGAUAGCAAUCCUUGCGUUUUUGAGUGAGAUAAAUGAAACGUCUCACAAUGAGGAUCUCUUCAAAAGCUUGCUCACACUAGCCAGUGAUCCUAGUUGGAGAGUCAGAUAUAUGGUCGCAGAUAGAUUCGAAAAACUGGUGAUUAGUUUCAAUGAUGAACAAUACACGUUAAAAUUGGUUUCAAACUUGAUUUCCUUGAUGAAGGACAAUGAAGCUGAGGUUCGAAAAGCGAUUGCAAAACAGCUCCCUGGUGUUUGUAAAUUGGCAAACUCAUGCGACCCCUCCAUUGUGUUGACAAGUAUCGUUCCCGUUGUUUCUCAGCUCAGUAUGGAUGAAUCAGAAACGGUGAGAAGUGCAUUGGCGAGCGAAGUUACAGGAUUAGCCCCUAUUCUCGGUAAAGAUGCUACUAUAGAACACUUGUUGCCAAUUUUUGUUGAGAUGUUAAAAGAUGACUACAGCGAGGUGAGACUGAAUAUCAUUUCUAAUCUUCAGCUUGUGAACGAGGUCAUAGGUAUACAGCUUUUGUCGGAAUCUUUACUGCCAGCCAUCACUGCAUUGGCUAACGAUAAACUUUGGAGAGUCAGGUUGGCCAUUAUUGAACAAAUUCCCCUUUUGGCUGAACAACUGGGGGUUGCAUUUUUUGACGAAGCUCUGGGGCAGCUUUGUAUGGAGUGGUUAUGGGAUCCCGUUUAUUCUAUCAGAGAAGCGGCAGUUCUAAAUUUGCAGAGUCUGACAAGGUUCUUUGGUGAAGAAUGGUGCAAAGUGGAAUUGAUUAAGAGAAUUGAGGCCAAGAAACAAACCAAGGAUUAUGAGAAUUUCAUAUGCAGAAUCACAUGUCUAUUUGCCUACACAAAGUUGAUUCCAGUCGUUUCGAGCGAAACGGUUGUGUCAGAGCUUUAUCCACUUAUUGAUGAAUUGAAAGAUGACCAUGUGCCAAACAUCAGAUUUAAUGUCGCGAAGUCACUGCUUGUUUUAGCAGAGAAGGUAAUCUCGAUUGAUCGUGAUUUCAUUGUAAGCAAAAUCAAGCCCACACUGGAGCUUCUUUGUUCAGACGAAGAUACUGAUGUUAAAUACUUUGCUGAAAGCAGUCUGGAUUCGGUCAAUGAGCUAUUGGGGAAAUAA
Molecule: messenger RNA, 1851 nt
Organism: Ogataea parapolymorpha DL-1
Lineage: Eukaryota; Fungi; Ascomycota; Pichiomycetes; Pichiales; Pichiaceae
Product: Protein phosphatase PP2A regulatory subunit A
Exons: 1
Coding region: 1-1851 (616 amino acids)
Biological process (GO): protein dephosphorylation
Cellular component (GO): cytoplasm; protein phosphatase type 2A complex
Molecular function (GO): protein phosphatase regulator activity
Source: RefSeq, a predicted model, not a curated record